AUGUCCACGACGCACCUUAGCUCUCCGGCGCCCAACCAGAGCUACCUUUCCACGGCCACCUACGAGAAGACAGACCCCUCGGGGGUGAAAAGGCAAAUCCGCCUGCUGCUAUUCGGCUUGUGCGUAAUCAUCGCCGCUGCUACCUUUGUCGGAGGUGUGUAUUCGCUGCUGUCUCUCAUUCGGAUGAGGAGAAAAACAUCCCUAUGUCUCAUUGUGGCUUCCAUGUCGGUGGACGACCUGCUCAGUGUGGUCCCUCUCUCCUUGUUCAUGCUCCUGCAGUGGGAGUCAGAUGGAGGUGGAGGGUCGGGCAGCCUGUGCACUUCAUCUGGACUUCUGUACGUGUUCCAGGGUGUUUCUAGUAAUAUGAAGGCUUGUCUCAUAGCAGCCUACACUUUUUAUGUUACAAAGAGAUUUGGAGUGCUUCAAUCUGUCCGCCGGCCCCUAAGAGUGAUAUGGGCCAUUGCCGGUGUGUGGGCGGUCAGCCUUGCCGUCAGUGUGUUACCUUUGUGCGGAUGGGGCAGCUUUACGCCGGCCUCUCUUGGGUGUUUCCCAGAGAGCGACAGUUUUUACACCAUGCUGCUUUUCUCUUUAUACUCCAUGUGUUUCUGCGGCUUGUUAUUUUUCUUCAUCCCUCUCACCUAUCAGCUGCUGUGCUCCAGGGAGUCCCAGAGGACUUUACUGUACCCCAGCUAUUUGGAGAUGGCGAGGGGACUGAGUGGCUCCGUCCCCCUCUGUGAUCUUCCUUCCUUUUCCAGGGACAGAUUGGACAAAAGUUUCGGUGCCUACAACGAGCUGAGCCCUAGUUCAUGCGGGACAGAGCUCAAAGAGAAAGAGGACAGCGGUCUGUCCCCAGUGUCUGUCAGAGGGCAGAGGACUGCUGCUGUCGGGGACACUCCAGUGGUGUUUGCGCAAAAGCGCUUCUCCAUGAUCCUGGCGGUUGUUCGAGUUAUUUUAUGGAUGCCAAUGAUGACUUUGGUGCUGGUGCGCCACGCAGUGAAUGCACGCAGCUCAUCCCUGGAGACGCUGAGCUUCUUUCUCACUCUGCUUGCCCCUGCGUUCACUCCAUUAUUCGUGCUGUCUGAGCGCUGGAUCCACAUGCCAUGUGGCUGCUUCAUUAACUGCAAACGGGAUUCAAUGCAGGAACCUUCAGGUAAACCAUGAGUGAUGAAAAGAAGAUUUGAGUUCAGUCUUUCUUUCCAACAAGGCUAUGGAGUCUACAAGUUGUCACAUGCCGCAAUGUCUCAUAACAGUCCACCCCUUGAGAAGCCUGCCUAUCACAACCUCUUUAACUGUGACUUCACUAAUACGCGUCUGGAUGCAUUAGAAAGUGGCGGGCUCUCCAGCUUGGGGCCUGAUUUUGUUUUCAGCACCACCUGCCCUGUGGACAGCUCCUCUCAUGCAGACCUUCUGUUGGAAGCGGUGGCCAGUGGAGGAGAGGCACUGGCUGAUUGUCCUUCACUCCCUCAUGAGAACCACGGAGAUGACGACAACUUCUGCCGUGUCCCUUCGCUGCCUUCUCAUCACCAGGAGCACGAUCACAAUCUCACUGAUACGUCGUCCGUGUUCGAGGGCCCGGAGAGGAGGCUGUCACAUGAGGAGUGUCGGAAAAUCGAGCUGACAGACUGGGAGUGGUGCAGGAGUAAAUCAGAGAGAACACCCAGACAGCGCUCAUCAGGUGGUCUGGCAAUCCCCCUGUGCGCCUUUCAGGGCACCGUAUCUCUGCAAUCACCAACUGGAAAGACACUCUCUCUCUCCACCUAUGAGGUCAGCAGUGACGGACUCAAAAUCUCCAACAAUGCCAAGAAGGUGGAAGUGUAUCGCUCCAAAUCAGUUGGCCAUGAGCCCAGUGCAGACGACCCAGCAUCCGGAGCUGGGGUUGGCGACACCAACGUCAAGAUCCACCUUGAGGUUCUGGAGAUAUGUGACAACGAGGAGGCCAUGGACAGUGUGUCCAUCAUCUCCAACAUCAGCCAGUCCUCCACCCACACCCGCUCGCCAUCGCUGCGUUACUCACGAAGGGAGAACCGCUUUGUCUCCUGCGACCUGGGUGAGACGGCUUCUUACUCUCUGCUCAUCCCCAACAGUGGCAACCAAGAGGCAGAGACCAUCAAUAUCACUAUACCUGACACUGUGGAGGCUCACCGGCAGAACAGCCGCCGGCAGACGCAGGAGAGCUCUGGGUAUCGUGAGGAGAUACAGCUGCUGAACGAGGCCUACAGAAAGCGAGAGAAAGAAAGGAAAGGAGAGGCCAAGCAUUUGAGGGACAGUGCAAUGCAUUAUUGAAGAAGAGGUCGAGGGGAUACUUAUGCAGAGUAGUUUUCUGCCUCAUGCACAUUUGGUGCAAUUUAAAUGAGUGACAGUGUGCAUAUUUUACUACAGUAAGCAGCAUAUGAAUGUACAUUUCAGAGCCACUUUGGGGGAUCAUCUCUCUGCCUGCUCAGUUCACUGCCCAUCCAAUCACUUUCUGUAUUGAAUACAUGCAUACAUUCAGGACUGGAAUACAUUUUUCAUAGAUAGUAUUAUGUAUUUCAGUACUGUUUUUG
Molecule: messenger RNA, 2543 nt
Organism: Perca flavescens (yellow perch)
Lineage: Eukaryota; Metazoa; Chordata; Actinopteri; Perciformes; Percidae
Product: probable G-protein coupled receptor 149
Exons: 7
Biological process (GO): neuropeptide signaling pathway
Cellular component (GO): plasma membrane; neuron projection
Molecular function (GO): neuropeptide binding; G protein-coupled receptor activity
Source: RefSeq, a predicted model, not a curated record